This is a messenger RNA of Haplochromis burtoni (Burton's mouthbrooder), 5041 nucleotides long. RefSeq names its product erythropoietin receptor (gene epor). Gene Ontology annotation, biological process: hemopoiesis; cytokine-mediated signaling pathway; positive regulation of cell population proliferation. Bases 2393 to 4030 code for a protein of 545 amino acids. Gene Ontology annotation, molecular function: protein binding; cytokine receptor activity. Gene Ontology annotation, cellular component: external side of plasma membrane; membrane. The transcript is spliced from 8 exons. NCBI's taxonomy places the organism in Eukaryota, Metazoa, Chordata, Actinopteri, Cichliformes, Cichlidae. The record is from RefSeq and is a predicted model, not a curated record.
GUCUGCCACACAGUGUGAUGUACUAGUGUCAGCAAGCCCCUCAUGUGACAUGUCCUCUGUCCGCCUUCUGUCUCACACACACAAACACACACAUACUGCUCCCUUAACUGUAGCAUGGUACUGUGUUUAGUAGGUGAGCAGUUACAAUGUGGUGAAUUAUCUUUUUUUCCCUUUGUUUGUUACUGACACGACUGUUUUCAGGAAGUGCAGCACAUUAUGUGUGUUUGUGCCCAGAAAGGGGGACAACCACUGAUCUUUGAGGACGAUAAGUCCGGACACCAACCGUGCUGUUGCAACUAUCAGGAGGAACAGUGAGCCGGUGCAGAGCAUCACUUUAUUCCCCAUUACUGUUAUAAAUCAAUGUGAAUAAAAUGCAGUUUUAGAAUGACUCCACAUAAUUGUAUUUUAUACAUCUUGUUUUGUUCCUGCUGUUUGGACAAGAUUUCAGUGUUGAAAGGUCAGUUUGACCCUCCUGAAAACGUCAUCCUGAUGGGAAAGAUUGAAAUUUGGAGCGUCUUUUGGAUUUCACCACAAAUCAGGGAUGGGAAUACAAGAAUUGUGUGUUGUUGUUUUGUUUUGUUUUUAAAUCUUUUUAUUUUCAUUAUUACCAUCCAUGUGCAGACUGUUGACUGUCAGUUAGUAUUAACCAUAGCCUCUGUACAGCGAUAGCAGCCUCACACUGCUAACUGCUGGUCAGCCCACUCCCUGCUACUGUACGAGCCUGCGGCCACUUAUCGCUCAUGUCAGCAUGUGCUGCUGAAUAGUGAUAUAGUUUGACAGGUAUUAGAUGUUAUCAUAUCACGUGUCUGUGGCAUGCUGCGCUUUGAUGCAGGGGUCUAAAAUAGGGAAGUUGUGUGCAAGAUCAGUAAUUCAUAACACUAUUUGUAUUAUAUCAUGCAGUUUUGCAGUGUAUUAAAAUGGCAUGCAAAAACCAUGUUUCUCUUACUGAGCUUCUGAUGGGGACUGCUGCUUGAAACAUGCUGUUCUGCUCUGUCCACUGAUAUCACAUUUUAGUUCAGCAGGUAUCUGCCAUUGUGCUCAGACGCUCUUGUGCAAACAGGUUUGAACCUCAGCUUUUAGUCCUAGAGAUGUUCUUUCUUUCUUUCUUAUGCUUAUGGCAUAUGUAUUUUAAUGUCUUACAUUCCUGAUUGAUAGCUUUCUAAAAGAUGGGAGAUUAGACCCUUUGUGCCGUUUACUAUAUUUUCUGAAUGUGCAGGGUGAACCCAUUGUUUGGAAAGAAAAAAGUGCAUCUUAUAAACAAGGACAAAUGUAGAAAUCUGUUUAUGAAAAUAAAGAAUAUAUUCACUACAAAAAAGACGGGGGGGAGCACAAUAGUCUCUUCAUCUCAUAAAUGAGUUCUGAAACCUGCACACGUGUCUUUGCGGUCAUGGCUACAUCUAAGGUUUAAUUUAUGACCAGGAAUCACACAUCCUAACCCCAAACAUCUGUUUUAUCUGAAGAAACAGAGAAACCACAUUCUGUCCUUGUCCUCCGCAACAAUACAGAUGUCUUCUUCCUGCCAUAAGACAACUUCCCUUCCGUAUGCAAGGGAGGCCUCUGCUUCUAAACAGAAUUCUCACUUAGCUGACUGGAAGGGAUGUGAAACUGAAGUGAGCAAAUGUAUGCAAAUGUGUCAUUAUUUAAACAAAACGUAGCUCUUUACGUCGGUGCCCAUCUCACAGUCAUCAUACUGCCCUUUGUAAGUGAUGUAAACACGUGCUGAAUUGCAUUUAAACUGACGGGGAUGGGCUGAGACUACUUAUCUUGGGUGAAGAAACAGGGCUGUCUGCACCUCUGAUAAUACUAGCCAAACCAAGAAAACACGGGGGUGCAGUGAGUAGAUAAGGAACCGUUUAGGCCUGCUUCGUACAGAGUGUGAGUGGGUACUCAGCGGUUUCUGUUACAUGAGCACAUGCAGGAAUUAAACUGUCCCAGGAGACAGCAGGGGACUACAGACCACCUCCUCGGGCCAGUCAGUGUUUGCGCACCAUUUCCUCAAAAAGGGCUGUUAUCUAUCUAUCCAUCUAAAUAUCCAUCUAUCUAUCGAUCGAACUCUCUAUCUGCGCGCCUUUACGCAAUACAGAUCUCAGACGUCGCAAACAUGUUGUAAACAUCAAUGAGCGCGUGAUUCCCGCCCACCAUGCCAAAAAGUUCUGAAAGACUUUAUUUGCCCCACCUCUUCUGUUCUCACUCAAGGAGAAAGUAAACAGCUCGGCGUAUAAGCACCUUAUCGCUCACGAGCAGGCGCGUAAUAACCGCGCUGCGCUAUGCAUGGUAUCGAAACACAAAACAAGCGAGGAGAGAGCUGCGGCAGAUGUGUUUGUGGCAGGUUAUUUUCCGGUGAUGCAGGUGGACAAUAGAGGGCCGAGGUCGUUCUGUUCCCCGAGAAGACAUGAUGACAUGUGAGAUUCUGAGUAGACUGUUGGCACUUUGCGUGAUAGCCUGCAUCGCGCGAGCGGGUUCCACCCUCCAAGACGCUCGAGAUUUCGAGGAGAAAGUGUCCAUUCUCCUGAAAGAAGAACCAGAAACCCCCAAAUGCUUUGCUGAAGGGAAGAAGGACUUCACGUGCUUCUGGGAGGAAGAUGAGGAGAGAGCUGGCUCUGUGCAUCAGUACUCCUUUACAUACACCUACCAAAAUGAAAACAGCAGCAGGUGCCCCCUCAGUGCCGUCCCUGCAGCAGGUGGGAAAAUGCUGAUUGUAUGCCAUCUCAACCGAAUUCAGAUGUUUGUCCAAAUGGACAUCCAAGUUCAUCGGGAGGGAAUACUGAUACACAAUCGCAGCCUCCUCAUCGAACUCGUCUUUCUUCUGGAUCCUCCUGCUAAUGUAACAGUGAGCAGCACAGGUCAGCAAGGCCAGCUGAAUGUCAGCUGGGUGCCACCUCCUCUGAAGUACAUGGAUGACAGCAUGAUGUAUGAGGUCUUCUAUUCUCUGGCUGACAGCCACAUUGGGCAGGUUGAAGUGGCCCGGGCAUGCUCAGAAUAUAUCUUGAGAGGCCUGCAGUUCAGUAGAAAGUACAAGGUUCAAGUCCGUGUAAAACUGGAUGGAGUUAGCUACAAUGGCUACUGGAGUGCUUGGAGUGACCCAGUGUUCAUGGAAACUCUUCCUACAGAAUUUGAUCCACUCAUCAUCUCCCUGACGCUCAUCAUCUCUUUCAUCUUCAUUGUCCUGUGUCUUGCUAUGCUCCUGUCCCAUCAUAGGUUCCUUAUAAAGAAGAUUUGGCCAGCUAUUCCAACUCCUGACAGCAAAUUUCAGGGUCUUUUUACCAUUUAUGGUGGGAACUUUCAGGAGUGGUUAGGCCAAACCAAUGGAGGUUUGUGGUUGACGCCAGCUUUCAUCUACUCAGAAGAAUGCCCCUCUCCUCUGGAAGUACUCUCAGAACUGAGCCUAUGCCCCUCACUGCCCUCUCCACCUCUGCCACCCAAGGCCUCUAGAGCUUUGAGUACAGUCAGGAAUGAGGGCAGGGAAUUGAGGAAUGGGGUUGAAGAGAGAGCACUGUUGGUAAAAGACAAUUUAGAUGGCGAGACAGAUGGGGAAAGAGCCGCACCGCACCACCACUGGUUACUGGACCGCUUGCGGGCACUCCACCAGCACCAGGUUCCCUGCUCGCAGUCUUCUCUGCUGGAGUCUCAAGACACCUACGUCACCCUCAGUGCCAACAACAACAGUGACGAUGAGCGCGUGGAUAGCAACCUUGAGGAAGCCUUGCCCCUUGAGGCUCUUUUUCCCUCUGGAAAUACAGCAUUGUGUGAAUCUCACUCUGACCUGGGAUCAGCGCCUCAAAGCUCUGGAUCAGGUUGCAUUUCUUCCCAGUCCAGUUUUGAGUACCCAAACCAUGCCUGGAUGGCCAAGGGCCCCGGGUACACCUACAUGGCAGUGGCAGACUCUGGGGUCUCAAUGGACUAUAGCCCCAUGAGCAGAGUUGAUGAAAAUGGAAAAGUGCCCGUCUACACUAACGAGUACAAGAACAUGAUCCCUGCUCACAGGAAACCCUUCUUGGUGAGGCAGUACCCUGUCCAUGGUGAUGGCUGAGAGGAAGCUAAACUGUUUUAAAACAGACUCUGUAAGGGAAUUUGGAUAUUCACCCAAGGCAACAUGGCUUCCCAUCAACUGCUACGAAAGUAACUGGGGAGGUGACUGACACCACAGUGUAAGCUAAAGAACUCUGUACAGGACACUGAGGGAUUGAACUUCUUGAGUUUCUCCACCAUGAAGAAUUUUGUAAAGCUUCAUGUUAAGGCAUACAUAUUGACCAUUAACAGGUUUCUUAUUAGCAUGCAUACUGGUAGCAGACUGGUUCUUUAUUAGCCAUUAUAAAGCACUUUCUGAUGCUGCAGUCUGCACCAUAUUCUACAAAUAUAAUUAAUUUGCUAUCUAAUUACUGUUCAUUGAUGGUAAAUAAGGAAGUAGUUAUUCAUAACCUAUUGCCAAUAUAAUAGCAGUUUUCCUUUUAUAGCAUUUAAUGAAUACGGGGUAUUCUUGUGAAAGACUGCACAAAAGUAAGUGUUAAUAGUGUUAAAAAACCUGUAGGUUCACAGAGGUGCAAAGGAGCAAGAAGUACAAACUUGGCACAGCUAACACCAUUCUCCUUAUUAAUUGAUAGCAUACUUUUGUUUUCAUAUCAUGUUUAAGGUAUAGAAUAAAUGUACUGCUUUAACUAAAUUUUAUAAUUUUCAGCUGAUAGAGCUUUUAUAUUUCUCAGCAUGUGGCACCGUUUAGCACCCUAAUUCACACAUCACAAAAGCUACACAGACAAAAAUGAACUUGCUUAAAGCAGUUCAUGCUGCUUGGUUAGAGCAGCAUUCUCUAUAUAAUGCUUUCCGUGCAGCAUAACAGAAUUUUAGGUGAACAAAGCAGUAGGAGUUAUGUCUUCUUGUUAGAAGUAAUGCGACUUUCACAUUUUUUACAUUGUUCUAAAGUCAAACUUCAAGUUUCGGCAAUCUUUGAUAAAUUGUAUCAUUACCGACAUUAAACUGUGAAAUAGCACCUACUCAAUCAUCCAAUUACCAGAAGAAACUUUGUACAAACAUCAUCAUUGUGCAA